CGGGGCCAGCUGGCGGCGGCGGCGCGCGGAGCCGCGGGGCGCAGCCGGCCGGGCCGGGGCCGCGGGGCCCGCGCCUCCCCGGCGGCGUGAGGCGGCGGCGGCCCAGCGCGGCCGAAGAGGACGGAACCGCGGCCGCGCAGAGCGGGGAUGCUGACACGUGUGUCCUGGUCCCCAACACCCUUCUGUGUGCCUAGCGAGUCGUCCCUCCUCCUGUGGCAGGACAUCGAGGGAGCCUUCUCACACGGACCCACUGGGGUCCUCGGUGAAUUUUGUCAUGGUUAUUUAAGGAACCUCGCCUAGAAGUCCCAAUACGCAUUUCCCCAUCGACGGGAAGGCUUGGACUCCAAGAUGAUUAUAAAGGAAUAUCGGAUUCCUCUGCCCAUGACCGUGGAGGAGUACCGCAUCGCCCAGCUGUACAUGAUACAGAAGAAGAGCCGGAACGAGACAUAUGGCGAGGGCAGCGGCGUGGAGAUCUUGGAGAACCGGCCAUACACAGACGGCCCCGGCGGCUCUGGGCAAUACACACACAAGGUGUACCAUGUGGGCAUGCACAUCCCCAGCUGGUUCCGCUCCAUCCUGCCCAAGGCGGCCCUGAGGGUGGUUGAGGAGUCUUGGAACGCCUACCCCUACACCCGAACCAGGUUCACUUGCCCCUUUGUGGAGAAAUUCUCCAUUGACAUAGAAACCUUUUAUAAAACGGAUGCUGGAGAAAACCCGAAUGUGUUCAGCUUGUCUCCUGUGGAGAAGAACCAGCUGACAAUCGACUUCAUCGACAUUGUCAAGGACCCCGUGCCCCCCAACGAGUAUAAGACGGAAGAGGACCCCAAGCUGUUCCGCUCGAUCAAGACACAGAGGGGGCCCCUGUCUGACAACUGGAUCGAGGAGUACAAACAGCAGGUUUUCCCCAUCAUGUGUGCCUACAAGCUCUGCAAGGUGGAGUUUCGCUACUGGGGCAUGCAGUCCAAGAUCGAGAGGUUCAUCCAUGACACUGGCCUGCGGAAGGUGAUGGUGAGGGCCCACCGGCAGGCCUGGUGCUGGCAGGAUGAGUGGUAUGGGCUGAACAUGGAGAACAUCCGGGAGCUGGAGAAGGAGGCGCAGCUCAUGCUGUCCCGCAAGAUGGCCCAGUUCAACGAAGAUGACGAGGAGGCUGCAGAGCUGGCCAAGGACGAAGCCAGCCAGGCCCAGGUCCCUGGGGAGACCCCCCAGCCCAGCAGCAGCAGCGGGGAACCCUUGGCAGGCCGGGGACUCAAGAAACAGUGGUCCACAUCCUCCAAGUCCUCACGGUCCUCCAAGCGGGGAGCCAGCCCUUCCCGCCACAGCAUCUCUGAGUGGAGGAUGCAGAGUAUCGCCCGGGACUCAGACGAGAGCUCAGACGACGAGUAUUUCGACGCUCAUGAGGACCUGUCCGACUCAGAGGAAAUAUUCCCCAAGGACAUCACCAAGUGGAACUCCAAUGACCUCAUGGACAAAAUUGAAAGCCCUGAGCCAGAGGAUACACAGGACGGUCUCUAUCGCCAGAGCGCCCCUGAAUUCAGAGUGGCCUCCAGUGUGGAGCAGCUGAACAUCAUCGAGGACGAGGUCAGCCCACCCCUGGCCGCGCCGGCCUCCAAGAUCCACGUGCUGCUGCUGGUGCUGCACGGAGGCACCAUCCUGGACACGGGUGCUGGGGACCCCAGCUCCAAGCAGGGUGACACCAACACCAUCGCCACCGUGUUCGACACCGUCAUGCGCGUGCACUACCCCAGUGCCCUGGGCCGCCUUGCCAUCCGCCUGGUGCCCUGCCCGCCCAUCUGCUCUGAUGCCUUUGCCCUAGUCUCCAACCUUAGCCCCUACAGCCACGAUGAAGGCUGUCUGUCCAGCAGCCAGGACCACAUCCCCCUGGCUGCCCUGCCCCUGCUGGCCACGUCCUCACCCCAGUACCAGGAGGCGAUCGCCAUGGUGAUUCAGCGGACCAACCUUGCCUAUGGGGACUUCAUCAAGUCCCAGGAGGGCAUGACCUUCAACGGGCAGGUCUGCCUGAUCGGGGACUGCGUCGGGGGCAUCCUGGCGUUCGAUGCCUUAUGCCAGAGCAACCAGCCAGUGUCUGAGAGCCAAAGCAGCAGCCGCCGGGGCAGCGUGGCCAGCGUGCAGGACACUGACCUGCUGUCCCCCGGCACCCUGGUCAAUGCGGCACAUGGAGGCAGUGGCGGCGGCGGCCUGGAGAGCAGCCGGCACCUGAGCCGCAGCAACAUUGAUAUCCCCCGAAGCAAUGGUGUCGAAGACCCCAAAAGGCAGUUGCCCCGAAAGAGGAGUGACUCAUCCACCUACGAGCUGGAUACCAUCCAGCAGCACCAGGCCUUCCUGUCCAGCCUCCUUGCCAGCGUGCUGAGGAAUGAGCCCAGCUCCCGCCGUUCGAGCAGCUCCACCAUGCUGGAUGGCACAGGGGCUGUGGGGAAGUUCGACUUUGAGAUCGCAGACCUUUUCCUCUUCGGGUGCCCGCUGGGGCUCGUCCUGGCCUUGAGGAAGACCGUCAUCCCUGCCCUGGAUGUUUUCCAGCUGCGGCCGGCCUGCCAGCAAGUCUACAACCUCUUCCACCCCGCGGACCCAUCCGCCUCCCGCCUGGAGCCGCUGCUGGAGCGGAGAUUCCACGCCCUGCCGCCGUUCAGCAUCCCCCGCUACCAGCGCUACCCGCUGGGGGACGGCUGCUCCGCGCUGCUGGUCGAGACAGUGCAGAGAAACCCCGAGCUGGUCCUGGAGGGUGGGCCCCUGGCCCCUCUCCCCCCAGGGGACGGCUUCCUGGAAACCAGUAUCCCCGUUCCCGCGCUCACCUGGCAAGACGGGCCCCGCCCGAGCCCGGGCUGUGCUGAGUCGGACGCGCUCCAGACCCACAACAUAGUCUUUCAAGAGCACGCGGCCCCCUCCUCGCCCGGUGCAGCCCCCGCCACCCGAGGCUUCCGCCGAGCCAGUGAGAUCAGCAUUGCCAGCCAGGUGUCGGGCAUGGCCGAGAGCUACACAGUGUCCAGCAUCGCCCAGAAGGCCCCGGCGUCGCUCAGCCAUACCCCCAGCGUGAGGCGCCUGUCUCUGCUCGCCCUGCCCCCCCCACCCCCCACUACCCCGGGCCCCCACCCACAGGCCGGGCAGGCGAGCCCCAGCCUGGAGCGGGCCCCCCGCCUCCCUGACUUGGACACCAGAGAAGUUGCAGCAAGGUGGUGGGGCCAGAAGCGGAUCGACUACGCCUUGUACUGCCCCGACGCUCUGACGGCCUUCCCCACCGUGGCCCUGCCCCACCUCUUCCACGCCAGCUACUGGGAGUCAACGGAUGUGGUCUCCUUCCUGCUGAGACAGGUCAUGAGGCAUGACAAUUCGAGCAUCUUGGAGCUGGAUGGCAAGGAGGUUUCGGUGUUCACCCCCUCAAAGCCAAGAGAGAAGUGGCAGCGCAAGAGGACUCAUGUGAAGCUUCGGAACGUGACCGCCAACCACCGGAUCAACGAUGCAGUCGCGAACGAGGAUGGCCCGCAAGUUCUGACGGGCCGGUUCAUGUAUGGGCCCCUGGACAUGGUCACUCUGACUGGGGAGAAGGUGGACGUGCACAUCAUGAUGCAGCCGCCCUCGGGCGAGUGGCUGUACCUGGACACGCUGGUGACCAACAGCAGCGGGCGGGUCUCCUACACCAUCCCCGAGACCCACCGCCUGGGUGUGGGCGUCUACCCCAUCAAGAUGGUGGUCAGGGGAGACCACACGUUUGCGGACAGCUACAUCACCGUGCUGCCCAAGGGCACGGAGUUCGUGGUCUUCAGUAUCGACGGCUCCUUUGCUGCCAGUGUGUCCAUCAUGGGCAGCGACCCCAAAGUGCGGGCCGGGGCCGUGGACGUGGUGCGGCACUGGCAGGACCUGGGCUACCUCAUCAUCUACGUGACGGGCCGGCCCGACAUGCAGAAGCAGCGGGUGGUGGCGUGGCUGGCCCAGCACAACUUCCCCCACGGCGUGGUGUCCUUCUGUGACGGCCUGGUGCACGACCCGCUGCGGCACAAGGCCAACUUCCUGAAGCUGCUCAUCUCCGAGCUGCACCUGCGCGUGCACGCGGCCUACGGCUCCACCAAGGACGUGGCGGUCUACAGCUCCAUCAGCCUGUCCCCCAUGCAGAUCUACAUCGUGGGCCGGCCCACCAAGAAGCUGCAGCAGCAGUGCCAGUUCAUCACGGACGGCUACGCGGCUCACCUGGCCCAGCUCAAGUACAACCACCGGGCGCGGCCGGCCCGCAAUGCAGCUACCCGCAUGGCGCUGCGGAAAGGCAGCUUCGGCCUGCCGGGCCAGGGCGACUUCCUGCGCUCCCGGAACCACCUGCUCCGCACCAUCUCGGCCCAGCCCAGCGGGCCCGGCCACCGGCACGAUCGGCCGCAGAGCCAGGCGGACGGCGAGCAGCGGGGACAGCGCAGCAUGAGCGUAGCCGCGGGCUGCUGGGGCCGCACCACAACCGGCCGGCCUGAGCCUGGGGCCGCCGCGGGCCCCAAGUAGGACACCGUGAGUGAGGCGCUGUGGUCUCCAUGGUGCUAGGCCAGGGCGGCCAGCCCCGCCAGGAGGCCUGGCCUGGGCACGCGAUGGCGGCUGGAGACAAGCUUGUCCCAGGGCCUGGCGGAGGACAUAGGCCGUGCCACACAGCCCUCCCGGCCCUGCCUCGUGUCCUAGGGUCUGAGGGGUUCCAGCUUGCAGGAAGACCUGUCCCAGGAUGACAGAGGGACCAGGACUCCCCACGCGGACUGGCCCGGAAGGCUCUCCUAGACAUUUGCCCUGCAUUGACCUCCCAGCGUCACGACGACAGGCCUGGGCCCGGGCCCCGCCCGCCACUUCCCAUCCACUAGCUCACCCUGACCCCCAGGUCCCCUCCCACUUGGUAGCAGCUCCAACGGGGGACAGCCUGCUUCUUGUUAACUCGAGUUACUCAACUGUCCAACCUCACUGGUUUUGCACUGACUUUUGAGAGUGGAGAUCCAUUACCAUCUCCUGUGGCGACGGACAUGCAUGAAAAGCCAACAUUCGCUGAUCUGGGACCUCUUGCCACACAGAAGGCUCCAGGGCGGCAAAUCCUCGUGCAAGCAGGAGAGAGAGGCCAUAUCUUAAUUUCUGCAGCUCCGCCUGGCCCGCCAGCGCUGUGGCAGCCCCGGACCCCUGCCUACCUGUCCACUUGCCCCACCUGGAACCCAGUCCAGCGGCGAGGCUGGUGAGGCCCAGAGCCGGCUCCCGAGAAGCCACGCCUCGGGCUCCUGGGCCUGGCCGGGCCGGCCUCCUCUUCCACUCCUCGCCUGCCGUCAGUCAAGGCCACGUGCCUCGGCUCUCCCGUUUCUACACCUUUCUACUUCUCCAAUCUGAUUUCUAUGAGGUUUUUUUAAAUGAGCAA
Mirounga angustirostris (Northern elephant seal) is the source of this 5374-nucleotide messenger RNA. It is a transcript of the gene PITPNM2, whose product is annotated as phosphatidylinositol transfer protein membrane associated 2. Gene Ontology annotation, biological process: phospholipid transport. The coding region runs from base 349 to 4494 and encodes 1381 amino acids. The transcript has 27 exons. Lineage: Eukaryota; Metazoa; Chordata; Mammalia; Carnivora; Phocidae. The record is from RefSeq and is a predicted model, not a curated record. Gene Ontology annotation, molecular function: phosphatidylinositol binding; metal ion binding; phosphatidylcholine binding. Gene Ontology annotation, cellular component: cytoplasm.